Molecule: messenger RNA, 6969 nt
Organism: Opisthocomus hoazin
Lineage: Eukaryota; Metazoa; Chordata; Aves; Opisthocomiformes; Opisthocomidae
Source: RefSeq, a predicted model, not a curated record
AUGGUGCUGCUGGGCCUCGGCUGUGGUGCAGUGACACCGGCUGGUUUUGGGGAUGAUGUGCCGGCCCGCUAUGGAGGGGGGGGGCCGGCCGGGGCUGGAAGAGGGAGCAGCCGGCAAGGUGGCCCCCAGGCCGGCCAAAGGAUGUAUAAGCAGUCGAUGGCUCAGAGGGCCAGGACUAUGGCUCUCUACAACCCCAUCCCUGUCAAACAGAACUGCUUCACAGUCAACAGAUCCCUCUUCAUCUUCAGUGAAGAUAAUGUUAUACGGAAAUACGCCAAGAGAAUAACAGAAUGGCCUCCAUUUGAAUACAUGAUUUUAGCUACAAUCAUAGCCAAUUGCAUUGUGCUGGCUUUGGAACAACAUUUGCCGGAUGGAGACAAGACACCUAUGUCAGAGAGAUUGGAUGACACUGAGCCAUACUUUAUUGGAAUAUUUUGUUUUGAAGCUGGUAUAAAAAUCAUCGCUCUGGGGUUUGUUUUUCAUAAAGGCUCUUAUCUCCGAAAUGGUUGGAACGUGAUGGAUUUUGUGGUGGUCCUCACAGGGAUUCUAGCGACUGCUGGGACUGAUUUCGACCUGCGGACCCUGCGAGCCGUCCGAGUGUUACGACCCUUGAAGCUGGUGUCGGGAAUCCCAAGCUUGCAGGUUGUUCUCAAGUCCAUCAUGAAGGCAAUGGUGCCCUUGCUUCAGAUUGGGCUGCUCCUCUUCUUCGCCAUUGUGAUGUUUGCCAUCAUUGGGCUGGAGUUUUACAUGGGGAAGUUUCAUAAAACCUGCUUCUCUAACGAGACAGGUGAUGAGGUGGGAGAUUUUCCUUGCGGAGAGGAGCCUCCUGCCAGGCAGUGUGAGAGUGGGACCACCUGCAGGGAGUACUGGCAAGGGCCCAACUACGGCAUCACCAACUUUGACAAUAUCCUCUUUGCUGUGCUCACCGUCUUCCAGUGCAUCACCAUGGAGGGAUGGACAGACAUCCUCUACAAUACAAAUGAUGCUGCAGGAAAUACCUGGAACUGGCUUUACUUCAUCCCUCUCAUCAUCAUUGGCUCUUUCUUCAUGCUCAACUUGGUGCUGGGCGUCUUAUCAGGUGAAUUUGCCAAAGAACGAGAGAGGGUGGAAAAUCGUCGAGCUUUCCUGAAACUCCGAAGGCAACAGCAGAUUGAACGGGAACUAAAUGGAUACUUGGAGUGGAUCUUCAAAGCAGAGGAGGUCAUGCUAGCAGAGGAAGACAAGAAUGCGGAAGAGAAGUCUCCUCUGGACGGGAGGGCCGCCUCGGAAGGGCCGAUUCAACAAGGCACGGCACCGGCAGAGACUAGCAGCGGCAGCAGCUACAACAUGUUGAAAAGAGCUGCAAUAAAGAAGAGCAAAAAUGACCUGAUUCAUGCUGAAGAAGGGUCUCCUUUUGCCCGUGCCAGUUUGAAGAGCGGGAAGAACGAGAGCUCGUCCUACUUCAGGAGGAAAGAGAAAAUGUUCCGGUUCUUCAUCCGGCGCAUGGUGAAAGCUCAGAGCUUCUACUGGAUUGUCCUCUGCGUGGUUGCCCUCAACACGCUCUGCGUUGCGAUGGUGCACUAUGACCAGCCGGAGAAGCUUACCACAGCGCUGUAUUUCGCAGAGUUUGUUUUUCUGGGUCUGUUCCUUACUGAGAUGUCUUUAAAGAUGUAUGGACUGGGGCCAAGAAAUUACUUCCACUCUUCAUUCAACUGCUUUGACUUUGGGGUCAUCGUGGGAAGUAUAUUUGAAGUUAUUUGGGCUGCAGUGAAACCGGGUACCUCAUUUGGCAUCAGCGUAUUGAGAGCGCUUCGACUGCUGAGGAUUUUCAAAGUAACAAAGUACUGGAAUUCCCUGAGGAAUCUGGUGGUCUCCUUGCUGAACUCCAUGAAGUCCAUCAUCAGUUUGCUCUUCCUGCUGUUCCUGUUCAUUGUGGUAUUUGCUUUGCUGGGGAUGCAGCUCUUUGGAGGACAAUUCAAUUUCCAAGAUGAAACACCAACCACGAAUUUCGAUACCUUUCCUGCUGCCAUCCUCACAGUAUUCCAGAUCCUGACGGGGGAAGACUGGAACGCAGUGAUGUACCACGGGAUAGAGUCGCAGGGCGGCGUCCGCUCGGGGAUGUUCUCCUCCAUUUACUUCAUUGUCCUGACAUUGUUCGGUAACUAUACGCUCCUGAAUGUCUUCUUGGCUAUCGCUGUUGACAACCUGGCGAACGCCCAAGAGCUGACCAAGGAUGAGGAGGAGAUGGAGGAAGCCACCAAUCAAAAGCUCGCCCUGCAGAAGGCCAAGGAAGUGGCAGAAGUCAGCCCCAUGUCUGCAGCUAACAUUUCCAUAGCCGCCAAGCAGCAGAACUCCUCCAAAUCCAAGUCUGUUUGGGAGCAGAGGACCAGCCAGAUCCGGAUGCACAACUUCCGAGCCAGCUGCGAGGCACUGUACAAUGAGCUGGAUCCGGAGGAGCGGGUGCGUUACGCGACCACCCUUCACAUCAGGCCCGACAUGAAGACUCAUUUGGAUCGGCCACUGGUGGUCGAGCCGAGGGGCGAAGGGAGGAACAACAUCAGCAAGCUGAGCCCUGUGGACGUGCAGGAGGUGGAGCAGACCAAAGUCAGCUCUGCUGAUGGGGCAGAAGCUCCACGAAAGCACCACCGGCAUCGGGAUAAGGACAAACUGGGAGACCAAGAGAAGGGUGAUGUGACCAAGGAGGAGAAUGGGGAAUCAGGUGCCAACAAUAAGGAGGAGCGGCACAGGCAGCACAGAAGCCGCAGCAAGGAGGUGGAAGGGGGGAGUAAGGAAGGGAAAAGUGAUCGCAGCAGGGGCCAGGAAGGGGGAAAGAGGCACCAUCGCCGAGGGUCAGUGGAAGAAGGUGCCGAGAAGGAGCACCGUAGGCAUCGGACUCACCGGCACUCUGCCGAACGGCAAGGCAAGGAAGGCAACGGGACAAUCAACGGGGCCAGGAGCGAGCGGCGUUCCCGACACCGGGGAGGGUCGAGGUCUGGGAACAGGGAAGGAGAGCCUGGGUCCAAGGGCGAGAAUGGAGAAGAGCCUCACAGACGGCACAGGUUCAGGAACCGGGCACUGUCGACGUACGACUCGGUGGAGAAGGAGAACGGGGAGAAGGAGGGGGAGGCUGGUGAGAAGGAGCACCGGAAUCAUCAGCCCAAGGAGAACCAGUGUGAGAUAGAGGCUAGUGGAAGCGUGAGUGUCCCUGUGCACACCCUUCCCAGCACCUAUCUACAGAAAGUCCCGGAGCAGCCGGAAGAUGCCGACAACCAGAAGAACGUGACGCGGAUGAUUCAGCCGCCUCUGGACAAAACCACCACUGUGAACAUCCCUGUCACCAUCACUGCCCCACCGGGGGAAACCACUGUCAUACCAAUGAACAAUGUUGAAUUUGAAAGUAAAACAGAGGAGAAGAAAGACGUCGAUGACUUGACGAAAAACGGGCCUAAACCAAUCUUGCCUUACAGUUCCAUGUUUAUCCUAAGUCCUACAAAUCCGAUUCGGCGUCUAUUCCACUACAUCGUCAACCUGCGCUAUUUUGAGAUGGUCAUCCUCAUAGUUAUAGCCCUCAGCAGCAUCGCCCUGGCUGCAGAAGACCCCGUCCAAGCCGAGUCACCGAGGAACGAUGCUCUGAAAUACCUGGAUUAUAUAUUUACAGGUGUCUUUACCUUUGAGAUGGUGAUUAAGAUGAUUGACUUGGGGCUGUUACUGCACCCUGGCUCCUACUUCCGUGACCUGUGGAAUAUCCUGGACUUCAUUGUGGUCAGUGGUGCCUUGGUGGCAUUUGCCUUCUCAGGAACCAAAGGCAAGGACAUCAACACAAUCAAGUCACUGCGAGUUCUGCGGGUCCUAAGGCCACUGAAGACCAUUAAACGGCUGCCAAAACUAAAGGCUGUCUUCGACUGCGUAGUGAAUUCCCUGAAGAACGUCCUCAAUAUCCUCAUAGUUUACAUGCUCUUCAUGUUCAUUUUUGCUGUCAUUGCCGUGCAGCUCUUCAAAGGCAGAUUCUUUUACUGCACUGAUGAGUCGAAGGAGCUGGAGAAGGACUGCAGGGGUCAGUACCUCGAUUAUGAAAAAAAUGAGGUGGAGGCACAGCCCAGGGAAUGGAAAAAAUACGAGUUCCACUACGACAACGUGCUCUGGGCGCUGCUCACGCUCUUCACCGUCUCCACGGGUGAAGGGUGGCCAACUGUGCUGAAGCACUCGGUGGAUGCUACCUACGAGGAACAGGGUCCCAGCCCUGGCUACCGAAUGGAAAUGUCUAUCUUUUACGUGGUGUAUUUUGUUGUCUUCCCUUUUUUCUUUGUGAACAUCUUUGUGGCGUUAAUCAUCAUCACCUUCCAAGAGCAAGGAGAUAAAGUGAUGUCAGAGUGCAGCCUCGAGAAAAACGAGAGGGCCUGCAUAGACUUCGCCAUAAGUGCCAAGCCACUGACCCGCUACAUGCCUCAGAACAAGCAAUCUUUUCAGUACAAGAUGUGGAAAUUUGUGGUGUCCCCUCCCUUUGAGUAUUUUAUCAUGGUCAUGAUUGCACUCAAUACCAUUGUCCUAAUGAUGAAGUUCUAUGAUGCUCCAGAAGCAUAUGAAGAAAUGUUGAAAUGCCUGAAUAUUGUGUUUACAUCCAUGUUUUCAAUGGAAUGUGUGCUGAAGAUCAUUGCCUUUGGUGUGCUGAACUAUUUCCGAGAUGCCUGGAAUGUCUUUGAUUUUGUAACAGUGUUGGGAAGUAUUACUGAUAUUUUAGUAACAGAGAUUGCGGACACGGACAACUUCAUCAACCUCAGCUUCCUGCGGCUCUUCAGGGCAGCGAGACUCAUCAAGCUCCUUCGGCAGGGUUACACUAUCCGCAUCUUGCUCUGGACGUUUGUGCAGUCUUUUAAGGCCUUGCCUUAUGUGUGUCUCCUCAUUGCAAUGCUCUUCUUCAUCUACGCCAUUAUUGGCAUGCAGGUAUUUGGAAACAUUGCACUAGAUGAUGAAACCUCCAUUAAUCGGCACAAUAACUUCCGUACCUUCCUCCAAGCCCUGAUGCUUCUCUUCAGGAGUGCCACGGGGGAAGCCUGGCACGAGAUCAUGCUGUCGUGCCUGAGUAACAGAGCCUGCGACCCGCUCUCCGGCCUCACGAAAAACGAAUGUGGCAGCGAUUUCGCCUAUUUCUACUUCGUGUCCUUCAUCUUCCUGUGCUCAUUUCUGAUGUUGAACCUGUUUGUGGCUGUGAUUAUGGACAAUUUUGAAUACCUGACAAGAGACUCCUCCAUCCUUGGGCCCCACCAUUUGGAUGAGUUUGUUCGUGUCUGGGCUGAAUAUGACCCAGCUGCCUGUUGCCGGAUUCAUUAUAAGGAUAUGUACAAUUUGUUACGUGUAAUUGCUCCACCUCUGGGCUUAGGAAAGAAGUGCCCUCAUAGGGUGGCAUACAAGCGCCUGGUGAGGAUGAACAUGCCGAUCUCACCUGAAGAUUUAACCGUCCACUUCACGUCCACACUGAUGGCCUUGAUCCGCACUGCCCUAGAAAUUAAACUCGCCUCAGGGGGUGUCAAACAGCACCAGUGCGAUGCUGAGUUGAGAAAGGAGAUCUCGCUGGUUUGGCCCAAUCUGUCCCAGAAGACUCUGGAUUUGCUGGUGCCCCCUCACAAACCGGAUGAGAUGACUGUGGGGAAGGUCUACGCAGCGCUGAUGAUAUUUGACUUCUACAAGCAGAAUAAGAACAGCAGGGAACAAGUCCACCAGCCUCCUGGAGGCCUGUGCCAGCCCGGGCCGGUGUCUCUCUUCCACCCCUUGAAGGCCACUUUGGAGCAAACCCAACCCGCAGCAUUCAACAACGCAAAGGCGUUCCUUCGACAGAAAAGUUCAGCCUCACUCAACAACGGGGGCGCGUUGCCAGCCCCAGAGGGUGGAAUCAAAGAGUCCAGUUCUUGGGGGACCCAACGCACCCAGGAUGUGUUUUAUGAAACGAGGACACCAGCUUUUGAACGAGGCCACUCGGAAGAAAUCCCCAUUGAACGGGUGGUAGAAAUGAGGGAAAUCAGCCCCACACUUGCCAAUGGAGAGCACCAACCAGGCCUGGAGAGCCAGGGGCGGGCAGCUUCCAUGCCACGCCUGGCUGCUGAAACCCAGAGGAGCAAAGCACGGUCACCUGGGAGUUACCUGGCACCCAUCCCGGACACGAGCCCCAUGAAGCGCUCGGUCUCCACGCUGACCCCGCAGCGCCCUCACGCCAUGCACCUCUAUGAGUACUCCCUGGAGCGCAUGCCGCCGGAGCAGGGGCAUCACCACCACCACCACCGCUGCCACCGGCGGAAAGAGAAGAAGCAGAAGUCCUUGGACAGGUCCCCCCAUCAGCUGGCCGACGGAGAAGCUGUGGCCCAGUCUGGUGAGUCUUCUUCCAAGGACAAGAAGCAGGAACGUGGCCGGUCCCAGGAGAGGAAGCAGCACUCUUCCUCCUCCUCUGAAAAGCAGCGUUUCUACUCCUGUGACCGCUACGGCAGCCGAGACCGUUCUCAGCCCAAGUCUGCCGAUCAGAGCAGGCCCACCUCACCCAAUGGAGGGCCGGAGCAAGGUCCACACAGACAGGGCAGUGGUUCAGUUAAUGGGAGCCCCUUACUGUCGACAUCUGGUGCUAGUACCCCAUGCCGGGGUCGGAGGCAGCUCCCACAGACGCCACUGACCCCACGCCCCAGCAUCACUUACAAGACGACCAAACUCCGUCCCCCCCGGGCGGUGCCCCGCAUCGGCUCCGACCCUUACCUGGGCCACCGCGAUGACGCCGACAGCCCCUACCGCGCCGUGCCGGAGGACACCCUCACCUUCGAGGAGGCGGUGGCCACCAACUCGGGACGGUCCUCAAGGACUUCGUACGUCUCCUCCUUGACCUCCCAGUCUCACCAAAUCCGCAGGGUGCCCAACGGCUACCAUUACACGCUGGGUCUCAGCACGGGCCCCGGGACUGGCACCAGAGGACGUAGUUACUACCACGAAGCUGAUGAGGAUGACUGGUGCUAG